Molecule: messenger RNA, 1261 nt
Organism: Andrographis paniculata
Lineage: Eukaryota; Viridiplantae; Streptophyta; Magnoliopsida; Lamiales; Acanthaceae
Product: thiamine thiazole synthase, chloroplastic-like
Exons: 3
Coding region: 72-1097 (341 amino acids)
Biological process (GO): thiamine biosynthetic process
Source: RefSeq, a predicted model, not a curated record
CACAGGCUUGUUCUCAUCCCAUCUGGUCUGAACCACCUAGCUUGUCUUGUCCGCAGUAGCAGCUAGCAACCAUGGCUUCAACCUUAGCCACCACCGCCUCAUUCCUUAACGCCGCCGCCGCCGCCACUCACAAACCCCUCUCCAAUGUCCGCCGCCGCCCAAUUCAAAUCAGCAACUCUCUCUCCGCCGCCUCUCCUCCUCCUCCUCCCUACGAUCUCAAAUCUUUCACCUUCUCACCCAUCAAAGAAUCCAUCGUCUCCAGAGAGAUGACCCGGAGGUACAUGACCGACAUGAUCACCUACGCAGACACCGACGUCGUCGUCGUCGGCGCCGGCUCCGCCGGCCUCGCCUGCGCCUACGAGCUCAGCAAAAACCCCUCUGUUCGGGUUGCUAUAAUCGAGCAAUCGGUCAGCCCCGGCGGCGGCGCGUGGCUAGGCGGGCAGCUAUUCUCAGCUAUGGUGGUGCGCAAGCCGGCCCACCAUUUCCUCAACGAAUUAGGCAUCGAAUACGACGAACAAGACAACUACGUCGUCGUCAAGCACGCAGCUUUAUUCACCUCCACGAUCAUGAGCCGCCUGCUGGCCCGGCCCAACGUGAAGCUCUUCAACGCCGUGGCGGCGGAGGAUCUGAUCGUCAAAGGCGGCCGCGUUGCCGGCGUCGUGACCAAUUGGGCGCUGGUGUCGAUGAACCACGACACGCAGUCGUGCAUGGACCCCAAUAUCAUGGAGGCGAAGGUCGUGGUCAGCUCGUGCGGCCACGACGGCCCGUUCGGAGCCACCGGAGUCAAGCGGCUGAAGACCAUCGGAAUGAUCGCCGCCGUGCCGGGGAUGAAGGCGCUGGAUAUGAACCAGGCGGAGGACGCCAUUGUACGGAUGACGAGGGAGGUCGUUCCGGGGAUGAUCGUGACCGGGAUGGAGGUCGCCGAGAUCGAUGGAGCUCCGAGAAUGGGUCCGACGUUCGGAGCGAUGAUGGUGUCGGGGCAGAAGGCGGCGCACUUGGCGUUGAGGUCGUUGGGGCUGCCGAAUGCGGUGAGCGUCGAGCCGGAGAUGGUCUUGGCGGCGGAGGACGGCGGCGCUGGAACUGUUGUGGAUGCAUAAGUUAUGUUUGAGAAUGGUAAUGGUUAAGUUUGUGUGUGGUAAUAAAAUGGUAAUGGUAAUGGUAAUGGUGAUAUUAUUACGUGGAAUAUGCUAUAGCCUUUGUGGUUUUUUUAUUUUGUAUGAAAGAAGAUCCCUGUUGGUUAAUGGACUCUUAUUUAAGCUUU